CGAGCUACUGCAGGUGCAAAGCUGGGGACGGGCUAGGCGCUGCUGCGAAGCCGAGGAUAAAACACACAUUUCAUGAUGGCGUCUGCAAAUGCCACAUACGGACAGAAGGAGUCCUCGGACCAAAACUUUGAUUACAUGUUUAAAAUCCUCAUCAUUGGCAACAGCAGCGUAGGAAAGACAUCCUUCCUUUUCCGCUAUGCAGACGACUCGUUCACGCCAGCCUUUGUCAGCACAGUGGGCAUCGACUUCAAGGUUAAGACCAUCUACAGGAACGACAAGAGGAUAAAGCUGCAGAUAUGGGACACCGCUGGCCAGGAGCGCUACAGGACAAUCACCACAGCUUACUACAGGGGAGCCAUGGGCUUCAUCCUCAUGUAUGACAUCACCAACGAGGAGUCCUUCAAUGCCGUUCAAGACUGGUCGACCCAGAUCAAGACAUACUCAUGGGACAAUGCCCAGGUCCUCUUGGUGGGGAACAAGUGUGAUAUGGAGGAUGAACGAGUGGUGGCUGCAGAGAGGGGCCGGCAGCUGUCAGAACAGCUGGGUUUUGAGUACUUUGAAGCAAGUGCUAAAGACAACAUUAACGUGAAGCAGACCUUCGAGCGGCUGGUAGACAUCAUCUGUGAGAGGAUGACUGAGAGUAUGGACAGCAACGACCCGACUGUCAUUGGCGCUAAACAGGGGCCACAGCUCAACGAGCAGCCUCAGAGGUCCCAUCAGGAUUGUGCUUGCUAAACAUGACCACACACACUUUGUCUGCCGUCCUAAAAUCCACACCCCUUUUUAUUCAGUUUGUCUCUCACUUUCUUUCUCACGUGCACAUACACAUAAACACAUGCAGUAUUACAAACACUGCCAUACAGAGACACACAGCCUGGCUGCUUAGAUUCUCCACCUCAGUCACUACACCCAGAGCUCUGUCCACAUGAGCAGCUCUCCCCAAAGGUUUGGUGUUUUAUAACUAUCAUCUUAAAGUUUUGCUAAUUUCAGAAAUACAGAGAUUAUGUGAUAGUGCUAAGUCAGAGGGGUGAAGAACAUUUAACAGAGGAACAAUCCCAAAUUGUCUUUAUCUUUCUUAUUUGUACAUGUAUACACAUGCACAAACACACACACGGACGCACUAUACUGUAUCUCAGCAGAAAUAUAAAAGGCCAGUCAAGGCUGUGACUCCAUCAUUCCUGAUUCUUGAUUCCUGUAAUUGGGUUUUGCUCUAAAAGGCUGUGAAGGAGGAAUGUUGGAGGGAUCCUUCAACCGCAGCUCCCUCUCAGCACUAAGGCCUCGAACCUAAAUGGAUACAAGUCAUUUGUUUAGUCGCAUUGGAAAUAUGUGUUUGUUGCUGUGAAUAGAGUUGCUGUUUUGUUUUGUUGUUUGUUUUUUUUUAAGUUUUUGAGUUGGUUGGGUGUGGCUUUGACCAUGUGAAAUCACCAGUCCUUCCCAGUGUUGUGAUUGAGUUUCUACAGGUAGUUUUGGUCCAAGUUUGUUAUCCAAGCAGUCAUUUGAAAGUUUGUUUUUCUUGUAAUUUUAGCAAUGAAUAGCAAAAGUCAUGCAUAUCAGUCUGCUAGUCGGUAUAUCAUUAUUAUUCAUUUUUGGC
This is a messenger RNA of Chelmon rostratus (copperband butterflyfish), 1591 nucleotides long. RefSeq names its product ras-related protein Rab-3A-like. Gene Ontology annotation, molecular function: GTP binding; GTPase activity. Lineage: Eukaryota; Metazoa; Chordata; Actinopteri; Chaetodontiformes; Chaetodontidae. The transcript is spliced from 5 exons. Gene Ontology annotation, biological process: protein localization to plasma membrane; axonogenesis; regulation of synaptic vesicle fusion to presynaptic active zone membrane. Gene Ontology annotation, cellular component: endosome; synaptic vesicle membrane; synaptic vesicle. Bases 73 to 735 code for a protein of 220 amino acids. The record is from RefSeq and is a predicted model, not a curated record.